Messenger RNA from Microthlaspi erraticum, 591 nucleotides. NCBI's taxonomy places the organism in Eukaryota, Viridiplantae, Streptophyta, Magnoliopsida, Brassicales, Brassicaceae. The record is from the annotation of a GenBank genome assembly.
AUGGCUUCCUCUAUUUCCCCUGCAUCAACCGGAGCGAAAUUUGUUCCAGAAGAAGAUAAUUUCUUGCAGAGACAUGUCGCCUUCUUCGAUAGGAACCAAGAUGGUAUCGUUUAUCCCUCAGAGACAUUUCAAGGGUUUAGAGCUAUUGGAUGUGGAUAUCUCUUGUCGGGAUUUGCUUCUCUGUUCAUUAACAUGGGUUUAAGCAGCAAAACUCGUCCGGGAAAGGGUUUCUCGUUAUCUUUUCCGAUAGAGAUUAAGAAUAUCCAUCUUGCCAAACAUGGCAGCGAUUCAGGCGUUUACGAUAAGGAUGGAAGGUUUGUGGAAUCGAAGUUCGAGGAGAUAUUUGCCAAGCAUUCUAAGACACAUCCCGAUGCUUUGACCAACGAGGAACUCAAAGAACUUCUCAACUCAAACAAAGAAGCUAAUGAUCGUAAAGGAGCGAUUGCAUCAUUUACGGAGUGGAAGAUAUUGCAUUACUUAUGCAAAGACAAGAAUGGUUUGUUGCACAAAGAGACCGUGAGAGCUGUUUACGAUGGUUCUCUAUUUGAAAAACUCGAGAAAGAAAAAGCUGCUUCUAAGAAACAUCCAUAA